This is a messenger RNA of Perca flavescens (yellow perch), 1019 nucleotides long. RefSeq names its product protein lifeguard 2. The record is from RefSeq and is a predicted model, not a curated record. Lineage: Eukaryota; Metazoa; Chordata; Actinopteri; Perciformes; Percidae. Gene Ontology annotation, cellular component: endoplasmic reticulum; Golgi apparatus; membrane. Bases 45 to 572 code for a protein of 175 amino acids. The transcript has 8 exons. Gene Ontology annotation, biological process: negative regulation of apoptotic signaling pathway.
GCGCACCUGUGAGGUUUUAUAUCCAGACUCAUCCAGGCUUGUACAUGGCGUCUUAUCUCAUGUUCUUAGCCACUUACAUCGCACUGUCCUGCUGUGGAGAGCUGAGGAGGCAGUUUCCUUGGAAUAUCAUUUUGUUGGUUCUCUUUACUUUGAGCAUGGCCUCCAUGAUGGGAUUUGUGUCGAGCUAUUACAACACCAAAUCAGUGGUUCUGUGUCUGGGAAUCACAUCUCUGGUGUGUCUUUCUGUCACCAUCUUCAGCUUCCAGAGCAAGAUUGACGUCACAUCCUUUCAGGGCGUCCUGUUUUCUAUGUGCAUGGUCAUGCUUCUCUGUGCCAUCACCCUCUCCAUCGUCGUCCCUUUUGGAUACGUUCCCUGGUUACAUGCCCUUUAUGCGGUGGGAGGAGCCAUUCUCUUCACUGUGUUCCUGGCAUUUGACACCCAGAUGCUGUUGGGGAACAAGCGCUACACCAUAAGUCCAGAGGAAUAUAUUUUUGCCACCCUCAGCCUCUACCUGGACAUCAUCUACCUGUUCAGCUUCCUGUUACAGAUCAUAGGAGGAGGCCGCGAGUAAAGCAUUUCUCUGAUACUGUACAUCUGUCUCUCAGCUCAACUCUUAACAAACUCAACAACCAACUUGGAUGUAUUACCCUCAUGAACAAGAUGACAUCAGGGCAAUACAGUUUUUCAUGAAUCACUAUUUUGAAGUUUUUUACCCCUUAUGUAAUUUUGUCCAUACUAUCCUGCCCUGACAUAGCUUACACUUGGCUGAUAUCUCACUGUAGUUGUUCGCUCUCAUCUCUGUGUACUGUAUGUGUUUUUGUAUUGCUCCAGGGUCUACUGUGACCCCACCAUCCAACAGUGUGUGUUUAAAAAGUCAAUAUGCUUAUAAGUGGACAACACACCAAAAACGUAAGUUAAGUAUGACCUGAUUAUCCAUCAUUGAGCCAAAAAGGUAGCCUGACAAGCCAGACCCACAUCAAGAUGUUGGGUCUGGGAACUCACCAUUGGCAGGGCUCAA